UCUACACUUGUUAUCUUCUAAUUAUUCAAAUCUUUAUUGGCGCUGUUUUCAUCUCAUUAUGGGGAAUAGAUGAAUCAACACCUUCACAUCAAUGCUCUAUGGGAGCAAAUGCUGGCCCUCUUUUUGCCACAAUUUGGUCUAUCUACGCGCAGAUUAUUACAUUUUCUGUCUUUAGUAAGUCCUGUACAUAUAUUGGAAUGCUUAUUCUCUUCUACCGACAAAAUCGUCGUUUCCUCAGCACAACAACAAAAACAAAAAUAACCCAAGUUGCUCCAUCACCUAGACAAAUGGUUCAAAUAAAUGGAGAAAAUAGCCCUGUUGUAAAUAAUUUAAACACUAUAACCAACAAUACUACAACAAAUUCUUGGGAAGCAAAAAGGAAAAGUAAUGUAAAUUUAAAUACAAAUCAGAAUCAACAACAAAAACAACAAAUGCGUUUAACCCUUUUAGUGGCUUUAAUUUUGCUAAUUUAUACAAUUUGUUGGGCAUUUCCAACAGCUAUUUGGUUCCUUUUCAUUGUUACCGACUAUGGAAAUCGUUCCAGAAUCAAUACAGUUACUUAUAUUCAAGGCUUUUUGACUCCAUUCGGAGCCGGAAUUAAUUUAUAUAUUUAUUUGUGGAGACAUGCAGAGAUUAGAAAAUGUGCACGGUCUUCAUUUCCAACAUUAAAACGCAUUCUUGCCGACGAUACUUUAUCAAAUACUCAAAUGAGUUAAAUGAACAA
Meloidogyne enterolobii is the source of this 724-nucleotide messenger RNA. The record is from the annotation of a GenBank genome assembly. NCBI's taxonomy places the organism in Eukaryota, Metazoa, Nematoda, Chromadorea, Rhabditida, Meloidogynidae.